AGGGAGGGAGCAGUUUAGAGGGUGGCCAUUUUCAUUUGUGUGGUAGUAUUUAACUCUUCAAUUCCAACUUAAAGCUGGUAAAUGGAUUUGGUUUCUCUGCCUGCUACUUUACUUUUCCUUAUCCAUUGUUUCUGCUUUCAUGGUUUGAGUUUAGGCAGCAUGUGACAUUUAUGCUACAUGCUCUUCUCCAGAAAGCAAAGUUAGCAACUAGCUGGUGAACAAAGUUAAGCAUUUAGUAGCUGAAGAGUCCAAAAAGGCGCUAAAAGAUGUCUUGAUUGUCUGAGUUAUGCACCAACGUGUUGUGGGCUCUUAGUAGUCUCUUAGUGCAACAGAUGUGAAGCCGUGAACAGUUCGUGUCACAUAAGCUCUCACACACACGGCGCCGGUAAAGGUGGUGCACGGGGCCACAUGUUUGGAGGCAAUUAAAAUAGCACAAUUACUCGUACAGGUAAUCUAUGUGCUUCACGCAGCAUGUUGGCGAUAGCAAAACGCUAAAUUAAAUGUAAAUGUUUAAACACGAGGGGCCAAAACAACAUUAACAUUAAGACAAAUAACAGUCUUAAUGUCUUAUCUAUAUCAUACCGAGGUUUAUUAUCCUGGUAUGUGUGUGAGAGAGUCUCUGAAUUCAUGCCUCUGAUGUUUACGAGAGAAUUAAUGGGAUUUAGUGAACGUUUGCUUGUGUGUAGCUGAGGUUAGCUGACGUACCUCAUCCUCAAAAGUGUGCAAAAAUGCCGGAUAAAUCUUUCCUCUUCAAACAAAGUUUGAAAUCAAUGCGUGAUUUGAACAUUUGGCAGAAGAGUAACUGGGAAGACCCCCUGAUGUUUGUUCAUCUGGCCGACAGCAAGAAGAAAACUGUUCUUGAGCAGUUUUUCAUCUUCGAAAACCAUUUGUUUCGACAGAUUUCCCAGAGUUAAUCAUCGAUCUGAGUCACACCGACGCCCUUAAUGACAGUUACCACCACACGCUCCACUGGAGUGCUGACACCAAUACGCUGGUGGGCUUCAAGCGCUGCCUUUGCGUCGCAGCCGCUGUGCUGCGUGAGUGCGUGUGUUUGCGCGGGUCGAGUUCAGGCAUGUCCCGGUGUCCUCCCUCCCGUUCCCUCUACUCUCUCGCUCCUCCUAACCUCCCAUUUCCUGUGGAGUGCUGGUGUGGAACUGGUGUUCAGGCACACUCCUGCAGAACAAGGCCGAGGAGGAGAGAGGAGGACCUUACCGAUAGUGACCGUCUGGGGCUCCGAAUGGGGAAGGGAGGGAGAUAUUCAGCCUGACGAGGACCAGAGCCCGCUGUCAGCUCAGCCCACCGGGUCACAUCCUUCAGCCACUGACACGUUCACACACACACACACACACACAACGUGCUGUGCUGUGUUGCUGGGGACACGAGGUCAGAAGAUUUAGGAUCCUUCCGCUCGUCAUUGCGCUGAGGGAGUCCAGCUAGGGGAAGACUGGAAGUCUCUUUAGGGUCAGAUUCCCGUCUGACGCAGGCUUUUCCCUAACCGUUGAUUAACCAGGAACUCUCUGAGCGGGAUGUGGAUGUCGCCCGGAGUCUGGACAUGUGCUCAUCAUCCUCUCUUUGCGUAACAGCAAGUGGUACAAGGCACCGCUUGGCCUGAAUAUUAGGAAAUCCCCUCAGGGAACAUUUGUAUGUGUGAUCCGCGGUGGAUCCGUUGGCAUCCAACGGAUUAGGGAUUAAUGCUUGAGGGUAAGUGGGGGACACUACGUUAGGGAUGCUGGGGAUGGAGGGUCUGCAGCUCCACAGUCCCUGACCCCCUCAGGUAUGACCCAUACCCUGAAACCCUCAUGGAGCUCUCUGGACAGGGGUACGGCCGACUGGUUCGGGGUGAGCAAAGACAGCGACAGCACCCAGCGAUGGAGGAGGAAGAGCCUGCAGCACUGCAGCCAUCUGUACGGGGGCCUGAAGCCACAGGUGAUGAGGGAGAGGGAGCUGCACAGCCAGGACAACAUCUCCCUGGCCAGCACUGAGACCCCUCCCCCCCUCUACCUCCCACCCUACCACCAUGGCAUGCAGAGGAUCGUCGACCCCCUGGCUCGGGGUCGAGCCUUCCGCAUGGUGGAGGAGGUCGAUGGCUUCAGUGUGCCGCAAACCCCCAUCACGCCCGGCACCGCCUCCCUCUGCUCCCUUUCCAGCUCCCGCUCCGCCCUCAACUGGUUGCCACAGCGACGCAAACGGGAGUCUGUCGCAGUCAUGAGCCUCAAGGCUGCAGCAGCUUUGAUGAAGGGUCGCCCUUUAGCCGAGAGCACCUCUGGGCGUUCUCGCCGGCGGAGUUUCAUGCCCUCUAGUUUCCUGGAAGACGACACCGUGGACUUCACCGAUGAUCUGGACACUUCCUUCUUCACCAGGGAAGGCCUGCAGGAUGAGCUGUACAGCUUUGUCGACGACGUUUUUGAGACCCCGUCGGAGGCCGACCUCAAACAGCUGGACGAGAGCGAGCUCACAGGCAGUGCGUUGGACAGGAUCGAACUGGAGAGGAGCCACCUCAUGCUGCCCUUAGAGCGAGGAUGGCGAAAGGCAAAAGAUGUCUCUCCGAUCCAACCGAGGCUGCGUCUGAAACAGGAAGUGGUCAGCGGGCAUCAGCAGCGGGGACAAAGGAUCGGGGUCCCCGUCAAGAAGCUGUUUGCCAGAGAGAAGAGGCCCUACGGGCUGGGCAUGGUCGGCCGCCUCACCAACCGCACGUACCGCAAGCGCAUCGACAGCUUCGUCAAGAGGCAGAUCGAGGACAUGGACGAUCACAGGCCCUUUUUCUCUUACUGGAUCACGUGUGUCCAUUUGCUGGUCACCGCUCUGGCUGUGGCUGUGUACGGCAUCGCCCCCGUGGGCUUCUCCCAGCAUGAGACGGUGGACUCUGUGUUGAGGAACAAGGGAGUUUAUGAAAACGUCAAGUUUGUGCAGCAGCAAAACUUCUGGGUGGGUCCAAGCUCAGAGGCGCUGAUCCACCUGGGAGCCAAGUUUUCCCCGUGUAUGCGCCAAGACCCGGAGAUCCAGAAACUGAUCCAGGAGAAGCGAGCGCGAGAGGGCGAGUCGGGCUGCUGCGUGAGGAACGAUCGCUCCGGCUGCCUGCAGACGUUACAGGAGGAGUGUUCGAGCACCCUGGCAGUGUUUGUGAAGUGGCCUCAGCACCCCAGUGCUCCGUCUCUCAAUGGCACUCUACGCCGACAUGGUGCAGUGUGCCAUCAGGACCCCAGAAUUUGUCUGGAGCCAGCCUCAGUUCCGCCCCACGAGUGGCCCGAUGACAUCACCAAGUGGCCAGUUUGUACGCGGUUCAACUCUGGGAAUCACACCAACCUCCCCCACAUCGACUGCACCAUCACGGGCCGGCCGUGCUGCAUCGGGACCAAAGGACGAUGUGAAAUCACUUCAAGGGAGUAUUGUGACUUCAUGCACGGCUUCUUCCACGAGGAGGCUACUCUUUGCUCGCAGGUGGCCUGCAUGGACGACGUGUGUGGCUUGCUGCCUUUCCUCAACCCUGACGUUCCGGACCAGUUCUCUCGACUCUGGCUGUCUCUCUUUCUCCACGCGGGGAUCCUGCACUGCCUGGUGUCGGUCUUCUUCCAGAUGUCCGUGUUGAGGGACAUCGAGAAGCUGGCUGGCUGGCUCAGGAUCUCCAUCAUCUACGUGCUCAGCGGCGUCACCGGGAACCUGGCCUCAGCCAUCUUCCUGCCCUACAGAGCCGAGGUGGGUCCAGCCGGCAGCCAGUUCGGCAUCCUGGCCUGUCUGUUUGUGGAGCUGUUUCAGAGCUGGCAGAUCCUCGAGCGACCGUGGCGAGCUUUCGCCAAGCUGCUGGCCAUCUCGGCCUUCUUCUUCUCCUUCGGUCUGCUUCCGUGGAUCGACAACUUUGCCCACGUCUGCGGUUUUGUUUCUGGAUUCUUCCUGUCCUUCGCCUUCCUGCCGUACAUCAGCUUCGGGCAAACCGACAUGUACCGGAAGCGGGUCCAGAUCUGCGCCUUCCUGCUGGUCUUCCUGGGUCUGCUGUCCGCCCUGGCGGUCCUCUUCUACGUCUACCCUGUGAAGUGUGACUGGUGCGAGUUCCUGACCUGCAUCCCGAUAACGGACAAGUUCUGCGAGAAGUACGACCUGAAUGCUCACCUCCUCUGAACACGAACCCGAGAGGCGGGAAGGUCUCAACGUCUGUUUUACGACGCUGCUGUGGAAACUUCUCCUGGAAUAAGGAGCAGUCUUUCAGGGUUUUGCGUGAAUGCUCGUGUUUUGCUGUUUGGGAAGCUGCAACUGACCCAUGAUGGACAAAGGCAAGACAGCCUGGGGGGGAGGGCACGGGCGAGGUCAAUAAUAAUGAUUCCAUGUGUCAUUGAUCUCUGGCUGGCUCAUCGAUGAACUGUCACUUUUGGGGAAAAUGGACUGGACAACAGCGCUUUGUGGCCAAAAGCAAAACGGCACAACUUGAGACCGUGGAUGAGCCGAGGAUCUCUGUUUUGUACUUUUUUAGUGAUUCAACUUGACCAUUUACUUGCCUUUGUGACACAAAACCACACGCAGUGUCUAUUUGUGCCAUGUUUGUGUCAGCAGUCAAUUAAUCUGACCAACAAACUAAUGUGUGUUUUUACUUCAGUAUUUGGUGGCUGAAUUGUUUUCUACCACAGCCUUUAAUAUACUUCAAUCACACAGGAGUCCUUUUCUUUUCAUUCAUGUAGGAGUGUCAUGUUAUUCAAGGUGGUGGCGUUCUAGUCACCUGACAAUAAACACCACAGGAUACCGGUGCCCGGUGUCUUCCUUUUGACUUCAUCGUAGACUCAAAUCACAACCUGAAAAACACACGGCAUCAAUGCAAUUGUUGUGGUUCGGUUCAAUGUGUGUGUUUGGAUAUGAGCGAGGUGUCGCCCCGCCUGCCGUCCCUCCGUUGAACAGGAAGGACGCGGCUUCGUGCACGUUCAAACCUGCACGUCUAAUGAUCAUCGCUCCUCAGGCCUGGAAUGCAAAACGAAUUCAGAGCGUCUUUUGAAUGGCGUACCGAGGCAUGAAGAUCAAAAAAGACUAUCAACUCUAAAUUUGAUUCAGGUUUCAGCAAAAUCACUGCUGAAAGCAUCAGAAAUGUGGUUCAAGGUUGAAUGUGAACAAACUAUGAGUCAAUAAAAACGGAAAUAUAGAAAACAACAAUAUUGUGGAUAAAGUGACUCUCUUCUGG
Molecule: messenger RNA, 5158 nt
Organism: Pungitius pungitius (ninespine stickleback)
Lineage: Eukaryota; Metazoa; Chordata; Actinopteri; Perciformes; Gasterosteidae
Gene: rhbdf1b
Product: rhomboid 5 homolog 1b (Drosophila)
Exons: 17
Coding region: 1777-4113 (778 amino acids)
Biological process (GO): regulation of epidermal growth factor receptor signaling pathway; regulation of protein secretion
Cellular component (GO): endoplasmic reticulum membrane
Molecular function (GO): serine-type endopeptidase activity
Source: RefSeq, a predicted model, not a curated record